CACUGUGUUCUUUUCCGAACACACCGGUUCGCGUAGCACUACAAGCUCCUGGCUGGUGUGCCUUUUGAAAGUCGGACGCUUCCAACCUUUUUCCCGCCAUGUUGAGCGUGGUUACUUCCGUUGCAUUGGUGGCCGUUGCAGUACAGAUCCUCACGCAGAGUCCGAAACAGCGUGAGGAGGCCAUGCAAUCACAGUUCGCAAUCUUUACUGCUAUUGUGGGAGCUGCACAUGGAUUGGAAGCCAUGUUGACCGUGCUUGGGUUUGAUCCCUUGCGUGUUUCCAGCAUGGUCUCCUUCAUGACAGCGGUCGCCUCCGUCGGUUUGUGGGUGUCUCUUCAUGCCGACCUUGGAUUUGUUGGAUCCUUGAAGUUGAUCCGCAAGGAACCAGUGCAACCAGUCCCUGUGAUCGAUGCUGAAUCGCCUGCAUCACCCACAGGUGCAGCACACGAGCCGCCCAUCGCAGUGCCGCCCAUCGCGCCCAGCGCUGUGGGUUUGGUCAAGGUCGAGGCGAACAGCGUCGAAGAGCCGAAUGCUCAAGACGCUCCGAUGCCUUUGUUCCUGCUGGACAGCUCGGCACAUCUUCGCAUGCUACGCUCUGGCAGAGCGAAGCGAUUGGCGUCCAUCAACGAGGAGGUCUGCAGUGAUACACCGAAGUGGAUGGCCUACCUGGGAGCUCAUGUGGCGACAGAGCUCCUCCCACGGGUUCCACUCGGUGGGAAGCAGCACUCCUGGGACAAUGUCUGUGAGACGAUGGCCUCCUUGGCGGCCUGGUUGCGCUCGGACGAGGCAGAGGAGUUAUCCAAGGCUUACCGCCCCUGCUUUGGCUUCAGCUGCGAGCGCUGCUGCAACGCCGUGAAGCCUGAAGAGUCGCAGUGCAGAGUCUGCAGCCUUUCCGUGGACUGAGCAGCUGAAAGGGAGAGUUUCGCAUUUUGAUUGGAGUGCCGCCUGAAGGGAAGAACAACGGAAGUGGAUGAACAGCUUCGCUGAAGAACCACCGUUGGUUUUCUGAUCGGAAGCACUUCACGAGCUGGAAGAAGUGACACAAAC
Messenger RNA from Durusdinium trenchii, 1046 nucleotides. The record is from the annotation of a GenBank genome assembly. NCBI's taxonomy places the organism in Eukaryota, Dinophyceae, Suessiales, Symbiodiniaceae.